GUGACGCGUAACAAGUACUUUGAUUACUUUUUGCAAUAAAAUAGCUUUUUCACUGUAUGUUGUGUAGCCAUGAGUGCUUUUAUAUUAUUAUGUAUUUAUUUAAUUAACUUUUGUAGAGAUCCUACCGCAGCUUUAGACGUGACUACCGUGCUGCCUGACGACGUGACGGCCCUACUCAACGCGACAGAUCCGCGACAGCUACUGAACAGCUCCAGACGUAUUAUCAACGGGGAACCCGUGUUUGAGGGGUUCCGGUUUAUGGUCUACCUAAAACUAGCAGAGAACAGCGUGAAGAAGAACGCUUACAGCAAGUGGGUGUGUGCUGGUGUGAUAGUCCAUGAGGAGUACAUACUCACAUCGGCAGCCUGCAUCGAAGACGCUGUCAACUUCUAUGUCAUAUCUGGCACUUACAAGUAUUCAGACCAGGACACAACAGCCAAUAAUAAAUGUAUCAAGAACGGCCGCAAGAAGGCGAUAUGGAAAUGUGUACCCAAAAACUACGUCUUCGACGGUCAUCAGAACGACAACAUACGUUGGCUGAACAACGACAUUGCCGUCGUCCGUGUCGCUGACGGUUUCGACUUCAGCCGCCGAGUCAAGGGCUGCCAGUUCAAACCCGCGCCCAUCCUGUAUAACAACAGCAGCAGGAUCUAUGAGAGUCCGAACACCAUUGCCACCAUUGCUGGCUGGGGAACAACUAGUAGGUAUAACAAUUGGCUAACGCGUCGGAUGGACAACCAGGAGUCUCUCCUGCAAGCUACCGUAGAGAUCAUCACCAACAAGCGCUGCAAAAGACAAUGGGGGAAGGAGUUUCGCAACAUCAUAGAGAACUACAUGAUAUGCAGUAAAGACAUUGGGGCGGUCAUGUCAGAGAUAUGCGAGAACAAGUACGUGCAAUGCAAAAAUCUGGACUACUCCUCCGAGGAAUCACGUAGGAGCAUCAAGGUCGUUGAUCCCGAUGAGCUGAUGCUGCACACCUACCACAACGGUUCCAUGGGGACCAUCAGAAGAAAGCAAAAUGCCAACGGAGGGUUCUGUGAGAACGACCACGGCGGCCCCCUGAUCUACGGUUCCGGUGACAACGCCAUGGUGAUCGGCAUCAUCUCUGCCAGUCGCGUCCACGAGAGGACCAACAAGUGCUACGGGCCUUUCCUCUACACCAGCGUCUAUAAGAACCGUAACUUCCUACAGUGCGCGAUUUACAAGGAUGUCGAGAAAAACUGUAGACGACAGUUUCGUUCUGGAGAAACAUACACUGAAACCACAUUCUCCUGGGAUAACGUUACUACUGAAGGACCAGAAAAAACGAUAUAUGAAGAUGAUGUGACAGAGCAUCCUGAAAUAACAACUGUGCAGGCUGAAGAUACAACCACUGUUGUAAAUAAUCCCUUACCUAAGAAAGACUGUGCUGUUAGCGGUAAUGAAAAUGCAGCAAUCGUCAGUGAAAAUAUAUAUAUUGCAGAAGGUAUUUUAAACGCUACUAUGGAAAAUCCAGAAGAUCCUAUCAGCGUAACUCCAGAAGUAACAGUUGCUAGUGAAAAGCCAGAUGAAGAUGAUCCUGAUAGAACUAAUCCAGAUGAAAGUAGUCAUAACACUGAUAAAGAAGACAGCGUUGAAGGAUGGGAUUUCGAUAACCAAACUGUAAUUGAAGCAAGAAGAAUACUUAACGGAAAGAAAGUGAAGCGAGGAUCUAGACCUUACAUGGUAUACCUUAAAUGUGCCGGAAAAACGAAGAGGACAGGUACGGAUUUGAUCUGCGGCGGAGUGAUCGUUCACACGGAAUACGUGAUCACAUCAGCAGCCUGCGUGGAGGAGAUGGAAAGGUUUUACGUCAUCGCUGGUACAGAGAAGAAGCCUAACAACAAAGGAGAUGACAAUGAGUGCGUCAAGAAAAACAAGAGGAAGGUCAUCUGGAAAUGCGUGCCUAAGAGUUACAAGUAUGACCUCAUAUCUGAAAUGGACUGGUCGGUCAACGAUAUAGCAGUGGUGAAGGUGGAUAAACCGUUUAGUAUAGGAAAAGUGGAGGAUGGGUGCCAGUAUGCCGCCAAAACGGUGGCGUAUAACAAAAUCAGCAGAGAGUUGGAGGAACCGGGGACUUCAGGAUAUGUGCUGGGAUGGGGAUAUGUUGGGAAGUUCAGGGAGAGCCAAUACAGGAAAAAUAACGAUGAAGACGACAAAAGCUAUGAAGAUGAAGACGACUAUCAGUGCCUGCAGGAGGCGAAGGUGACUCUGAUGGACAAAGACAAAUGCGCUGCCCAAUAUCCUUCAGAGUUGCAAGAGAUGAUCAAGGACUACAUGAUUUGUACGGAGGAUAUUGAACAGAUGAGCAAGAAAUGUCGCGAAAAAUACGCCAACUGUACUGCAGUGCCAACCAGACGAGAGCUAUCUGACAACCUGACUGUAAACAGCAACCAAACAGAAGGCAACCUGACAUCGGACCCUGGACAUCUGAGGCACUCUGGUUACUACAUGGCAAGAAGGUCACAAAAUACUGGUGGAUUCUGCAACAACGACCACGGCGGUCCCCUCAUCAUCAACCGCGACGGUAAGGACUACGUGGUGGGCGUGAUAUCCGCCAGCAAGGUCGACAACGACAUCUGCCGUGGCCCCUUCCUCUACACCAGUGUGUUCACCAAUAGACAGUUCCUGUCGUGCUCUAUACAUAAGACAGUCGAUGAGGAUUGUCGUCGAGUAUUCCGUAGCGGCUUCUCAUACGAAGAGUGGACUGUGAACUGGGAUGAUAAGGACAAAUUAAGCGUAAAAUUUAUAAUUCGUAUUCAUAAUAUUUUAAUCAAUUUUAGUUUACAGGAAAUGGAGAAUGCGCACUUUCUCAUAAUAGCUAUUUUAUUUAUAGGUGCAGUAUAUUGUGAAAAUGCAACUAUCGUCAGUGAAAACCAAGAAAAAGGUAAAUUAAAUACCAUAGCAGUAAAAUCAGAAGAUAAUCUCUCCAAUAAAACCAGUGCAGAAAGAACUUAUGAUGAGUCUAGAAACCAAGGAUUAAUAGACGAAGUAAGGUCCAUAGCAGGUAACGCAGAAGAUGGUCUCUCAAAUGCAACCAAUGCAGAAAGAACAGAUGAUGAAUCUGAUAAUUUAUACAGUGAUGAAGAGUGGGGAUUCGAAAAUAAAAUUCUUUUGAACACAAGAAGGAUACUCAAUGGACAUAAGGUUGAACCUGGAGAUAGGCCAUACAUGGUAUACCUCAACUUGACCGAAAGAUCUCUGAAGGUUAAGAGGACAACAGGUUGGCUCUGUGGUGGAGUGAUCGUCCAUAAGGAGUUUGUACUCACAUCAGCAGCUUGUGUGGAGGAUGGGGACAAAUUCUACGUCAUUUCAGGAACCGUGGAAUAUAAAAGCUACAAAGACAAGAGCCCUGAGAAUAAAAAGUGCAUCAGUGAAAACAAAAGGAGGGUCAUCUGGAAGUGUGUCCCUAAAUAUUACAAUUUUAGCUACAUCGACGAUCUGAAGUGGUCAGCCAAUGACAUAGCAGUGGUGAAGGUAGACAGACCCUUUAAGCUAGGAGAAGUGGAGGAGGGGUGUCAGUUUGCUGCUGAAAAGGUGCCCUAUAACGGCAUCAGCUUGGAGUUGGAAGAACCUGGGACUGAGGGCUGGGUGCUUGGAUGGGGCAGCGCCAAGUAUUUUAGAGAGGAAGUGUACAAAGAAAGCAACGAUGGACGUCGAAAACGAAAGAAAAGUAUUAAAAAACGAAAACAUAAGAAGCACCUAAGAAAGAAAGAAGACAAAACGAUCCAAACGGGAGAUACUCCAUACCAGUUCCUUCAAGAGGCCGAAGUGAUAUUGAUGGAUAAGGACAAAUGUGUGGAACAAUCGCCGUCAACGUUCCACGAUAUUAUCAAGCAGUACAUGAUAUGUACGGGGGAUAUCGAUGAGGAAGAUCAUAUGAGCCCGAUUUGUAGCGAAAAAUAUGCAAACUGUGCCGUCGUAGGUAUGAGACGAGAUUUGGCAGGUAACCAUAGUGUGAACAAACAGGCUGUGAAUGGCAAUUCUACUGAGGUCUUUCAACAUGGCAGCCAAAACAUAGCUAGAAGAGAUGACACCGGUGGAUUCUGUGAGUACGACCACGGCGGCCCGCUCAUAGUCAGACACCACGGUCAAGACCACGUGAUCGGUGUUAUCUCCGUCUGCCGAGUUGACUCCGGCAAGACGCUGUGCCAUGGCCCCUUCCUGUACACCAGCGUGUUCGCCAACAGGCAGUUCCUGUCGUGCGCUAUACAUAAUGAUGUUUAUGACGAAUGUCGUCGAGUCUUCCGCAGCGGCCUCACAUUCACGGAGUGGACUGUCGACUGGGAUGAUGAAGAAUGAAACACAACUAAAAUAAAAACCUACGUUUUACAAA
Molecule: messenger RNA, 4354 nt
Organism: Aricia agestis (brown argus)
Lineage: Eukaryota; Metazoa; Arthropoda; Insecta; Lepidoptera; Lycaenidae
Exons: 25
Coding region: 70-4320 (1416 amino acids)
Biological process (GO): proteolysis
Molecular function (GO): serine-type endopeptidase activity
Source: RefSeq, a predicted model, not a curated record